GGCGCGUUUACGCUCUUGAGUCACUCCAGCGCUGCCGACUGUCGGGAUGUGACCCCGGAACAGGACGCCUCCUUACACACAACACAGCUCUCAAAUACAACAAAAACGACAGAAUCCUGGACCAGGAGAGCGGUGCGUCAGGAGCAGGGGGGAUGAACCGAGAGGAAGCCCCUGGCAAGUCUCCUGAGGAGAUGUACAUCCAGCAGAAGGUGCGGGUGCUGCUCAUGCUCAAGAAGAUGGGAUCAAAUCUGACACCAAACGAGGAAGCAUUUCUGCGGAAUUAUGCAGGCGUGGUGCACAGUCAGAUGAGUCAGCUGCCACAGCACCCUAUUGACCAGGGAGCUGAGGAUGUGGUAAUGGCCUUCUCAAGAUCGGAGACUGAGGACAGGAGACAGUGACCUCUCGCCAGGCCGAGUCACUACAGCUCAACACAACACAACACUGUUGACUGAUGGAGAGGGCGGAGCCUGAGACAGGAGAGGGGCGGAGCUCUGCUGCACGCCAGCCGCUCCACUUCCCUUCUCUUCCCCAUUCCCCUCUUCAUCCUCACACUAACUGUUACACUAUCUGGCCCAGCGGCCGCACUACCUGGUGACGUACAGCAAACCAAUCAGAAAGAGGCCUGGAGGGUAAUUAUUUGUAUUAGGUGUUUUAAGUUUAAAUUUUUCCUAAUUCAUCUUGUGGCGUUUUUAUAUUUGUUCCCAAUGAGAGACUUAAUGGACCAAGAGCUUCAUUUGUCUGGUCAAACUACGAAAGAAUAUAAAUCGCCUUAUGGGUUGUGUUAUAAUUGCAAACCAUUUUCUUUAUGUAUGUAGCUCCUUGUUUUUAUCGUCCACAGGAUCCUGCAGGUCGUCUUUUUUUUUUGUUUGUUAUGAUUUUCAGGGUUUUCUUUUUGUUGUAGUAGUCAUUCGCUUUGUAAUUUCGUCAAAAUGUUGUCGUGGAGGAUAUCAAAGUUUUCCAAGCAGAUAAGGCCCGUACACAAGCACACACACACACACACACACACACACACACACACACACACACACACACACACACACACACACACACUCAGAAUGACAUACACCAAUAUUUCAUGAUCUCUCUCUCUCUUUUUUUGAUGUUUGGAUUAAUGUGAAAUUUCAUAGCCUCCUUUUGUACAGAACAUGAAAAGAAAAAAGUAGAAAAGUCAACAAGUUGUGCCAACUGUGUUUUUAUGUAAAAUAUUUCUAAAGGUAUCUAAUGAAUGUUUUAGGUCCUUAUUUAUUUUUUCAACAUCUUAAAAUGUAGACCAACACAACCCCCUUUUAAACUUCUGAUUCUUAACCGCAUGUUUUAAUACAGACGUCUUUCGAAAUUUUUGCAAGAUGUGCCAUACUCUGAUACGAGUAUUUGUCACUGUAUAUCUGAUUCAGUGGUGCUAGCGAAACUCGUUUUUAGCUAUUCUAACUAAAGUUAAAUAUGAAUAUAACCCUUGGGUUCUAAAUGUCCUGCGAUUUUUAACUUAAUCAUCGAAAACCAAACCUUUUUAUUUUAACUAUCAACAGUUGAAUUUUUUGUUUUGGCCUCUGACCUUUUUAGUAUCACGAUUUCAUGUUCAGUAUUUAAUGCGUAUUCAUGUUUUGUUAACUUGCGUAACAUAAUUAUUGUAUCUUAGUGUUUUGAAAUGACGCAUGCCUGCAUUGUGGUCUACGGUAUAUGUUCAAGUAAUGGUCACAAGAGCCUUGCUUCAUUAAACAUCAAUCUACACUUCUUUUUAAUCUGUCCUUUUAUGAAAACGGCUUUUAUAGUUCUCUCUAAUAUCAGCAAUAAGUAUUUGACUGAAUGUCAUCAGCCGUCAAGGUUUCUUGUCCAUGUGACCGUCGGAUUAUCUCACCCCUUACAGGAACGUUAACUGUAAAUCCUUAUUUUGUCUAUGCAUUGUUUUUAUUUCGCAUACAAUCGUGUCUUACAUGCACUCAUUUCAAGUUGAGUUUGUGGCCUUUCAGCUUCACAUUCAAACGAAUGUCGCUCUUGUUUAAUUCAUCGACUUCACUGCAUGUCGUCCCUACUCGCUUGAGCUGUUAAACUAUUUAAUGUGAAUUGCUUUUUUUAUAUUGUUUUAAAAUUCAAUUGAAUGGUUGUUUUAUGACGUACGGCCGUCGACCUCGUCCUUUGACUUAAUGCGUCCAAAAUCUAUACCAACUGAACCAUUAAAGGAGUUGAAAACUG
This is a messenger RNA of Danio aesculapii, 2190 nucleotides long. It is a transcript of the gene ctnnbip1, whose product is annotated as catenin, beta interacting protein 1. The record is from RefSeq and is a predicted model, not a curated record. Gene Ontology annotation, molecular function: beta-catenin binding. The transcript has 4 exons. Gene Ontology annotation, biological process: negative regulation of Wnt signaling pathway. The coding region runs from base 153 to 398 and encodes 81 amino acids. Lineage: Eukaryota; Metazoa; Chordata; Actinopteri; Cypriniformes; Danionidae. Gene Ontology annotation, cellular component: cytosol; nucleus; beta-catenin destruction complex.